UACACAUAUAUGUCCUUUAUUACACUCUAUUAAAUAGAUUAAACAUCGUUAAUAACUGUUUGCAUCCGGUUAUAUUAGUCUGAGCGCACUUUGAUGCUUCUCGAGCUAGCUUAUCCUGCUAGUUAGCUUAGCGUGUUAGCUGCUAACAAAGAGAGGCGGAAGUGAUGAAAACACAUCGCUAAGCAGAGAUCAAGUGUGAGUGUAAAGUGUUGUGAUUGUGUGAAAAUGUGCGAAAGAACGAUAGCAGAGUACGAGGAGGAACUUUGUCCAACAAAAGAGGAGAAGGAGCGACAACAUGAAAAACAUCAAGUUGUGUUACACAGAACAGACAUCCAUCAGCUGAUUGGACACCAAGAAGAAUGUCUCCCUCAUCUCCAGGGGGACAGUUUCACUUUAGAGGAUACACAGCCCUCACGCUUUAAAGGGGACGAGGAGGAUCCACAGCCCCCUUAUUUUAAAGAGGAAGAGGAGGGAGAGUGUCCUGUAGGGCAGGAGGAGGCUGAUCUCACCAAGUUUCCACUGACUGUUGUCUCUGUGAAGACUGAAGAGCAUGAAGACAAAGCACCUGAGUCCUCACAGCUUCAUCACAGUCCAAACGUCUGUGAAAAAUAUCGUCCACCUGAGCAGCAGGAGGGGUCCUCCAGUAUGGAGCAGAAGAGGUCACAGCACCUCCACGUGAAAGAAGAGGAGCCACAGCCCCCCUACAUUAAAGAUGAAGAAAAACAGCGGCUGUCCCACGACUUCAUAGAGGAAGACAAGAGACACCUCAUCAGUGUGAAGAGUGAAGAUGAUGAGGUCAAAGUUGAAAGUGAGGAGCCUCCAAGCAGCAGCUCAACUCAACACAUGACAACAGAAGCUGAUGGAGACCACUGUGGAGGAUCACAAGCAGACAAGCUCUUAGCUCCACUAUCAGAUAGUGAGGACACAACGUCACACUCUCCUGACACUGAUGAUGAAGACUCUAAAGAUGAUAAGACAUGUCACACUGACAACACACACCUUACAUGUUCUCACUGCAACAAAACUUUUAAAUACCAUUGUCAUCUAAAAAGACACAUGAGAACACACACUGGAGAAAAACCUUUUUCCUGCUCAGAAUGUGGUAAAAGUUUUGCAGUAAGUCAAAGUUUAAAAGCACACAUGAGAACACACACUGGAGAAAAACCUUUUCCCUGCUUAGAAUGUGGUAAAAGUUUUGCACUAAGUCACAAGUUAAAAGAACACAUGAGAAUACACACUGGAGAAAAACCUUUUUCGUGUUCAGUCUGCAAUAAAUAUUUUACUCUCAGGCCCAAUUUAAAAACACACAUGAGAAUACACACUGGAGAAAAACCUUUUCCCUGCUUAGAAUGUGGUAAAAGUUUUGCACUAAGUCACAAUUUAAAAGAACACAUGAGAAUACACACUGGAGAAAAACCUUUUUCGUGUUCAGUCUGCAAUAAAUAUUUUAAUCUCAGGCCCAAUUUAAAAACACACAUGAGAACACACACUGGAGACAAACCUUUUUCCUGCUCAGAAUGUGGUAAAAGUUUUGUAAAAAAUGUAAGUUUAAAAGUACACAUGAGAACACACACUGGUGAAAAACCAUACUCCUGUUCAAGUUGCAACAAAGGCUUCCGUUACCUAAACACUCUUACAGUACACAUGAGAACACACCCAGGAGAGAAAGUGUUGAGUUGCAGUGUGUGUGGUGAAAGAUUCUCCUAUAAGUACCAGUGUAAGAAACACAAGUGUGCUGGUGAGAACAGCAGCAGCACCGGGGUGUCGAUGUCGACAGUCAACUCGUUGACCACCGCCGCGCUGCUCGUCGCCGUGCCGUUCGCCGCCGUGACGUUUGCCGCCGGAUCGCUGCCUUCACCGAUGUCUGAGUCGUCCUCCACCGCCGCCGCCGACCGUGUCGAUGAACGGGGCGAAGUCCUCCGUCGAGCCGCCGAUCACUGGACCACAGUAAAUAGAAAACACAUCGCUAAGCAGAGAUCAAGUGUGAGUGUAAAGUGUUGUGAUUGUGUGAAAAUGUGCGAAAGAACGCUAGCAGAGUACGAGGAGGAACUUUGUCCAACAAAAGAGGAGAAGGAGCGACAACAUGAAAAACAUCAAGUUGUGUUACACAGAACAGACAUCCAUCAGCUGAUUGGACACCAAGAAGAAUGUCUCCCUCAUCUCCAGGGGGACAGUUUCACUUUAGAGGAUACACAGCCCUCACGCUUUAAAGGGGACGAGGAGGAUCCACAGCCCCCUUAUUUUAAAGAGGAAGAGGAGGGAGAGUGUCCUGUAGGGCAGGAGGAGGCUGAUCUCACCAAGUUUCCACUGACUGUUGUCUCUGUGAAGACUGAAGAGCAUGAAGACAAAGCACCUGAGUCCUCACAGCUUCAUCACAGUCCAAACGUCUGUGAAGAACAUCUUCACCCUGAGCAACAGCAGUGGAGCUUCAGGAUGCGGACGGAGGAGCCACAGCCCUCCCACAUUAAGAAGGAAGAGGAAUACCCACUUAUCCCCCAUUUUAAAAAGGAAGAGGAGGACCCACUGACACCCCAUUUUAAAGAGGAAGAGGAGGACCCACUGACACCCCAUUUUAAAGAGGAAGAGAUGGAUCUACUGACCCCUCACAUUAAGGAUGAAGAGGAGGACCCACGGACCCCUCACAUUAAAGAGGAAGAGGAGGAACACAGCAUCAGUCAGCAGGGAGAGCAUCUUGAAGGACUGGAGGAGGUUGAUGUCACCAAGAUGCCAGUGACUGGUGUCCCUGUGAAGAGUGAAGGUGAUGAGGUCAAAGGUGAGAGUGAGGAGAAGAGAGAGGCGGAGCCUCCAAGCAGCAGCUCAACUCAACACAUGACAACAGAAGCUGAUGGAGACCACUGUGGAGGAUCACAAGCAGACAAGCUCUUAGCUCCACUAUCAGAUAGUGAGGACACAACGUCACACUCUCCUGACACUGAUGAUGAAGACUCUAAAGAUGAUAAGACAUGUCACACUGACAACACACACUUGAAGUGUUCCCACUGUGACAAAACCUUUAAAGACCGUAGCAAUAUGAAAAGACACAUAAGAACACACACUGGAGAAAAACCCUUUUCCUGCUCAGAAUGUGAUAAAAGUUUUGUAAGAAAUCAAGGUUUACAAGCACACAUGAGAAUACACAGUGGAGAAAAACCUUUUUCGUGUUCAAUCUGCCGUAAAGAUUUUACUGAAAGGCCCAAUUUCAAAGCACACAUGAGAACACACACUGUCGAAAAACCUUUUUCAUGUUCAAUCUGCGGUAAAGGUUUUACUCGAAGGGACAAUUUCAAAAAACACAUGAAAAUACACACCGGAGAAAAACCUUUUUCAUGUUCAAUCUGCGGUAAAGAUUUUACCCAAAGAGACCAUUUCAAAGCACACAUGGGAAUACACACUGGAGAAAAAGCUUUUUCAUGUUCAAUCUGCGGUAAAGAUUUUACUAAAAGGGACCAUUUAAAAGUACACAUGAGAAUACACACUGGAGAAAAACCUUUUUCAUGUACAAUCUGCGGUAAAGAUUUUACCCAAAGGGACCAUUUCAAAGCACACAUGAGAAUACACACUGGAGAAAAACCUUUUUCGUGUUCAAUCUGCAGUAAAGAUUUUACUAAAAAGGACCAAUUAAAAUCACACAUGAGAACGCACUCUGGUGAAAAACCAUACUCCUGUUCAAGCUGCCACAAAAGCUUUCGUCACUCAAAAUCUAUUAAAGUACACAUGAGAACACACACAGGAGAGAAAGUGUUGAGUUGCAGUGUGUGUGGUGAAAGAUUCUCUUCUAAGUACCAGUGUGAGAAACACAAGUGUGCUGGUGAGAACAGCAGCAGCAAAUGAAGAUGCAGGAUUUGAAAUAAACUUUCUAACAACAUCAGCACAUAUAACAUCUGUGACAUCAUUGUUGUGUGUGUAACACAAUCUUGUUAAUAUGAUUCUAACAUUUAUAGAUUAGACACUUCAGAUUAGUGCUUUUAUUUCAGUCAAGUACAUGAGUUAAUAUACACAUUUGUGUACUUUAAAAUGAACAGAACAAUUUGGCUGAAAAUGUGAGAAUAAACAGUACAUAAAAUAUGUUACAUACAAUAAACAUUUUAAGUGUAGAUAUUCACAAUUCACUUUUAUACUAAAUAAUGAAGUGUUACAUAUAUUUUUUUCUAACUGUAGAUGAUUCCAUAGAUUAACUCCUUUAUAUGAUAUACAUAUUUGUUUUACAUGUGUUCAUACCUUUGCUUUUGAGUACACAUAAAUCCCUCUUAGUUCAUAUUUACUGGUUCACAUCUGAAACAUCUUCUGGACCACUUCUGGAAGCAUAUUAUUAUUUACUUUAUACAUCAUUUGAGCAGUUGUCUUUUUUACAAUUUUAAAAUGUGUGACUUUAUGAAUCAUUUGUUGGGUCUCUAUAAUCCAUUCUAUUAAUUGUCUUUAUUACUCUCUUGUGUAAUUUGAAUUUUGUUGUGUGAUUGUUUUAUAUGUAUGUCCCAAGACCUUUAUGCAAUAAACAAUGUAUGCUUCAACUAAA
Nerophis lumbriciformis (worm pipefish) is the source of this 4513-nucleotide messenger RNA. The record is from RefSeq and is a predicted model, not a curated record. NCBI's taxonomy places the organism in Eukaryota, Metazoa, Chordata, Actinopteri, Syngnathiformes, Syngnathidae.